GAGGCGCGCGCGGGAGCGGAGCCCGCCGCUCACCUGCCGCAGCCGCUCACCUGCCACGGAGCGCGCCUCUAGCGCUCCCCGCGCCUCCGGAGCACGGCCCCAGCCCGGUCUAGCCGCAAGCAUGCGACGCGGGUAGCCGGUGCGUUCCGGAAGCUGCGGAGAAGCCCCCCUCGGCCUGGGCGCGCCAAGAGCACGGGGGUUAAAAUGAAUGAAGACCUGAAGGGCAAUGUAAGCGGGCUGCCUCGGGAUUAUUUAGAUGCCGGUGCUGUGGAGAACAACUCAGCUGCUGUCUCCUCCCAGGUCCCUGUGGUAAAGCCUGAGCCAGAGCUUGCUGUCAACCCCUGGGAUAUAGUCCUCUGCACCUCCGGGACCCUCAUCUCAUGUGAAAAUGCCAUCGUGGUCCUGAUCAUUUUCCAUAAUCCCAGUUUACGAGCACCCAUGUUCCUGCUCAUUGGCAGCCUCGCUCUUGCAGACCUGCUGGCAGGCAUUGGACUUAUCAUCAAUUUCGUUUUUGCCUACUUACUCCAAUCGGAAAUCACCAAGCUGGUCACCAUUGGGCUCAUAGUCGCCUCUUUCUCUGCCUCUGUAUGCAGCUUGCUGGCUAUCACCGUGGACCGCUACCUGUCUCUGUAUUAUGCCCUGACCUAUCAUUCAGAGAGAACGGUUACCUUCACUUAUGUCAUGCUUGUCCUGCUCUGGGGGACUUCUAUCUGCCUAGGGCUGCUGCCCAUCCUGGGCUGGAACUGUCUGCGAGACGAAUCCACCUGCAGUGUGGUCCGACCCCUCACCAAGAACAAUACUGCUGUCCUCUCCAUCUCCUUCCUCUUCAUGUUCGCCCUCAUGCUUCAGCUCUAUAUCCAGAUCUGUAAGAUAGUCAUGAGGCACGCCCACCAGAUCGCUCUGCAGCACCACUUUCUGGCUACUUCGCACUAUGUGACCACCCGGAAAGGGGUCUCCACUCUCGCCAUAAUCCUGGGCACCUUUGCUGCCUGCUGGAUGCCCUUCGCCCUCUAUUCUUUGAUAGCGGAUUACACCUAUCCUUCCAUCUACACCUACGCCACUCUUCUGCCUGCCACCUACAAUUCCAUCAUCAAUCCUGUCAUUUAUGCUUUCAGAAACCAGGAGAUCCAGAAGGCUCUCUGCCUCAUUUGCUGUGGUUGCAUUCCAUCCAGUGUCUCCCAGAGAGCUCGGUCACCCAGCGAUGUGUAGCCGACAUCCAUCCAGGGUUAGCCUUUCCACUGAUGGCUGCAUUUACCAAGCUCUCCCACUGCUUGAACGCAGUUGAGAUAUGGUCCUUCAAUUCUUUCUGUUGGCUUUGCUCUCAGGCCACAGGAACACUUGGCAUCUUUGCAGCAUUCAUCAUUCAUUUAGAAGAGUUUAAGUGAUCAAAGUGAAAAUAACAUUGGUCAGUGUUCAACCUUGAAAAAAAAGUUGCUUUAUUUUUCUCAUUAUUUUGUUUUGUGCUAGAGGGUGGGUUUUUUUUUAUUUAUUUGGAAACAGAGUUUUUGUUUUUUAUUUUACUUAGAGAAUUGGUCUGGGAGGAAGAAAAGGGCUGUUUCCUGGCUAGGAUGUUAUAAAAAGUAAGUUAAUUGCACUUUUUUUUUUACCAGAUUUUUUAAUAAAAUUGUGUUAUUGGGGAAAAUGGAAUAGAAAUGAUUUUUUCCAGAUUUUUUAAUGUCAAAGUAUAUUUUCAAUGUUGUAUGGGUCUAACAAUUGAAACUCAUUCAAAUCAGUGAAUAUGGUUUACAUGGUUAUGUUUCAAAGCAACCUGAUAUUAAUAUGAGCUCAGCAAUGAGUUAUUAAUACUGAAAGUAUAAACCCAUUCUUACUCGUUCUUUCUUUACUUUCAGCAAACACUGUUCAUAAGAAUUCCUUUAGUAUUCUAUGAUUAUUCUAACUUUCUGCACUGUUGCCUGUGAUAGCUAGACCACUAGUUUCAAAUGUUGCCAUAAAAAACAGAAUCAAAUAAAUAAUUUUUCUGUGUAGAUUAUCAAUAUAUCCUCUAUAACAAAUUUUAAAACUUGUUUGAUUUACAUAUAAAAUAAGAGUGAUUAGAUAUACUAUUGUCAUUUCUUGUGCUACAGUCUAGUCAAAUCCAAGAAAGAAAAGAAAAAAUUAAUAAUUUUUAUUGAAAUUUGAUUGAUUUUAUUUGGGUGUUUAUUCUGAAAUAUGAAUUAGCAAAACUAUCAAAAAUAUAAAAAGCAUCACCUUCCUAUAUCUAAGAUUAUAUUGUUAUUCUUGAUUGAAACAGAAUUAAAUAUUGUACACCCAGUAUUUCUUGUUCUAUAUUGUCUGUGGUGUGCAUGCAUUUGAAACAGGUGGCCUCCUAUUUUAUAAUUACCUUGUUGUGUGUGUGACAUACAUACAUGAUUGAAAUAGAAUUCUAUAUCCUGUAGUCUCAUGUGUACAUUGAACCUGUUGUUGUUCACAAAAUGUUCACUUUGAACUUCUUUCUUUCCUUGAGUCACAAAGUGACUUACAUACAGUAAAAAUGGUGUUUCCUGUGCUCAGAAAGCAAAGGUUUAGUUAGGAAAUAACAUGAAAAGCUUAUUUUAAACAUUGUAAAAUCACUGUGUAAGAAUCAUGCCUAUUAUUUGUGUGAACGUGUAUUUGGCAUAGAUACCAUCCUUCCCUUGACAGUGGAGUUAAGAACUGUGUCUGUUGAACCAACUGAAGAAUUUACGCCUAGCACACCAACUCAGUAUGUGCAGACAGUUAAGACUGGUAUUUCAGGGUUCUUGGGGAAUUACUGAUAGUUAACAGGUCUUCUUAGUUUAUCCCUUCCAUUGUGCCCAUGAUCUCAGUCCCCUUCUGGCAUCUUGCAUGUAGAUGCUAUUUCUCCAAGUCCCUUGUAAUGUAGCAUACAUGUGAAUAAAUCCUAUACUUGAAUUUUGUCUCUCCCUUAGGUAACUUAUUAAAGCAAGAGAGGGAUUUCAGGAAUGAAGAUAAAUUUCAUUACAUGUCACUGUGUGAUCAGCCUAAUCAAGUUGAUGCCUUUUAAAAUAUGUCAACAUGUGAUGGAGUUGGUAUAUUGAAUGAGUCUGUCUCUAGACACUUAAAAAGUAAUGGCCAUUCUAUGUGAGGAAUGAUAAGGUACGUUGGUUUUGACAUGGUCUGGGAGGUUUCCUGAAUGAUGCUUUAAAGCAAUAAAUUGUAUUUUUGAAGAAA
This is a messenger RNA of Suncus etruscus (white-toothed pygmy shrew), 3168 nucleotides long. It is a transcript of the gene GPR12, whose product is annotated as G protein-coupled receptor 12. NCBI's taxonomy places the organism in Eukaryota, Metazoa, Chordata, Mammalia, Eulipotyphla, Soricidae. The transcript is spliced from 2 exons. The record is from RefSeq and is a predicted model, not a curated record. Gene Ontology annotation, biological process: G protein-coupled receptor signaling pathway. Gene Ontology annotation, cellular component: membrane. The coding region runs from base 205 to 1209 and encodes 334 amino acids. Gene Ontology annotation, molecular function: G protein-coupled receptor activity.